AAUAUUUCAAUAAUUUUAUCAUCAGUUAGGCAGUUAGGGAAUCAACUAUUAACCAUGCAUAACAGAAUGUACAGAGAGGAGAGUCAUUUAUUACAAGACAUAUACGGAUAGCUAGAUCAAUCAACUUAUUCCACCAAUUAAGUAUAUCUGCUCUCUCUCCGGAUAGCUAGGAAAUCGACCCUUAUAUGACGUACCAUUUAACCAUUGGGCGGCGCAAGAGGGGAGGGGGUGGGCGGUUGGACGGAAACGUUAAGCUUGAGGCCCAACGAACAGUAGUUCAAGAGGCUGCAAAGGUAGUAGAAGACACCCGAUUCCCUGAGAGGGAUUAUGAGUGGCGGAACGUGGUCGGUGAAGGCCUGAAACGGCUGAUUGGCGGUGCAGGCGUCGUACUCCCUUUUGGAGACUUGGAUGAGGUUGUAGAAGACGGGGUCGAAGUCAAACAGAAGGGUGUCUCCCGGCCGGAAGGAGCCGGAGGAAGACCAGUUGCCGUAGAAGUGGUUGUGGGGCGGGAUGGUCCACCCCCACUCCUCUCCCACCCUGUGUUCCACCCCACAUGCCCUUCGGUCCACCCAACAAGCAGCAACCAGUACCACCAUCACCACUCUGCACCCUUGCUUUCCCAUUAACCAGUUCCUGUUUUUACUUGAUGAUGAUGGUGAGGAAAUUAAUUACGGAAGGAAAGGGGCAGUUUGAUCAAACUAGAGUAACGUCUGUGCAGUUGAAACUUGCAACAAG
This is a messenger RNA of Cuscuta europaea, 735 nucleotides long. Lineage: Eukaryota; Viridiplantae; Streptophyta; Magnoliopsida; Solanales; Convolvulaceae. The record is from the annotation of a GenBank genome assembly.